Messenger RNA from Porites evermanni, 495 nucleotides. Lineage: Eukaryota; Metazoa; Cnidaria; Anthozoa; Scleractinia; Poritidae. The record is from the annotation of a GenBank genome assembly.
AUGACCGAUAAAAGUGGAGUUGGCGUGACAGUCAUUAGUCACGACAGUGAGAGUAGAACACAUGUUAAGGGAUGUGAAGAUCCAGGGUGUUACUCACGUGACAUUCAUUACACAGGAGCGAGUGUAUCUCAGCUGGCGAGUCUCACCAGAGUCUCUUCACAAUGUGAGCAGGUUAUCAAGUACGAGUGUUAUCGAUCUGGUUUGUGGCUUUUCAUUCCAACUGGGUGGUGGGUGUCACGUGAUUCUGCUAAGAUGACACACUGGGGUGGAGCGUCACCAGGCAGUGGUAAGUGCGCAUGCGGGAUGACAAACUCAUGUGCAGACUCCAGUUAUGGUUGUAACUGUGAUAAGAAUGACAAUGUAUGGCGUGAAGACAGCGGUCUCCUCACUGACAAGACAAAGCUUCCAGUCAAACAACUCAGGUUUGGUGAUGUGGGUGGUGGCGAGGAAGGUUACCACACUCUGGGGAAACUGAAAUGCUUUGGCAUUGCAUGA